AUGGCUGCAAAUAAACAGGGCAAAAUGCACAUGAAUCUCGUUCUAGCGGAUACGGAGGAAUUCCGGCGUGUCAAGAAAAAAUCGACCAAAUCAACUCAAGCCCCCGGAUCCAGCACACCAACCCUCGUCGAAGCCGAAGAGAAACGAACGCUUGGCCUCACAAUCUUGCGCGGGACACAAGUCGUCUCGUGUUCCGUUGAUGGACCGCCGCCUGCAGACCCCGCGGCGCGGUUAGGUACAACUGUGCCUGGCGCAUCAGGAGCUUCUGCAGCUACCUUGGCCGCAGGGCCUGGUAUCAGCAGGCCGGCUGGAAGGGGUUUGCCUGUUGGCCUUGGGGGCCCAGCAGCUGGUGUUGGUGGACCGCCGCCUCCCGGAGGAUUUGGAGCGUUUCCCCCUCCAGGAUUCCCUGGGGCCAUGCCCCCAGGAUUCCCGGGACGAGGAGGACCACCUGGAGGACCUGCUGGCUUUGCACCACCACCUCCUGGAUUCGCACCCGGUGCAACCGGUGGACCUGGUGGACCUCCCGGGUUCCCACAGCCACCUGGUUUCCAACCCCCUCCUGGCCAGGGCAGAGGCUUCCCGCCCCCUGGAUUUGGCGGACGAUGAGAUUAAAUGGGCCAAUUGAGUUAUACGUUACAUGCUGAUGGAGCCACACACACAUAACAAUGACUCCGGAUGAGAAGGUGUGGAGGCAAGAACUCUUUUUUUUUUUGUUACUGGAUAUCCAAUUAUCCACAAUUUAUACCGAUAAAUUAUCACCAGUGCGUAAAAGGCUACAUGUGACAAAACACCUUUUGUUGUUGCUCAAAACAGAAAAUAAUAUAAAAAUCUGACUUGUUGUACCAUGGCGUUGGGGCGCUGGGGGAGGAAAGUUGACAGGAUGAAGCUGUCUGGGCUUAUCCCAAAGCCAGAGCUGUUUUCCAGCAGGUUUCUUACAUUUUUGUCACCCAUACACCCGAAAAGAUUCAUUAUAUUAGCUAGCAAAUUAGAAAAAAAAUUAAAAAAGGAAUAUGAUUUUGCACACGGUUUUU
Molecule: messenger RNA, 1031 nt
Organism: Histoplasma capsulatum G186AR
Lineage: Eukaryota; Fungi; Ascomycota; Eurotiomycetes; Onygenales; Ajellomycetaceae
Exons: 4
Coding region: 1-606 (201 amino acids)
Biological process (GO): mRNA splicing, via spliceosome
Cellular component (GO): U2-type prespliceosome; U2 snRNP; U4 snRNP
Source: RefSeq, a predicted model, not a curated record